AUGAAGUAUCAGUACAACGGGCUGCCGGUCAUCACGUUUGCACCAAAGAUGGUGAUCCUGGACUUCAGUGACAUGGACAGCAUGGAGGACGUGCUGGCUGAGGUGAUGGAGUGUUAUGGCUACGUGGACACGCUGAUCUGCAACAGCAGCAUGAAGCUGAAGGCCCCGGUUCAGACGGUCUCCUUGGAGCUGGACAGAAACAUUAUGGACAUCAACUAUUUUGGCCCGAGCACACUUGCUAAAGGUCUUCUUCCAACAAUGAUCUCAAGAAGAUCAGGCCACAUUAUUCUGGUGAACAGCAUCCAGGGCAAGCUGGCGGUCCCAUUUCGAAGCUCCUAUGCUGCCUCCAAACAUGCGGCUCAGGCCUUCUUUGACUGCCUGCGAGCUGAGGUGGAGGAGUACGGGAUCAUCGUCAGCACCGUCAGUCAUACUUUCAUCAACGCCUCUGAGUCUUCACCUGCCGUGGAGCCUGCUCCAAAGUCCAACGCCCUGCUUGAAUAUCUCGCCAGCAAGCUGACCCGUGGCGUGCGCCCGCCAGUCCUGGCCAACGAGAUCAUGCAAACAGUGAACAGGAAGAGGAAGGAGGUCCUGCUGGCCCACCCCAUCCCCAGGGUGGCCCUCUACCUCCGCUCCCUCUUUCCACCUUUCCUCUUCGCUGUGCUGGCAGCAGGAGUGAAGGACUCAGAGCUGGCCGAGCAGCUGCAGUAGAAGGGAUGAUGUGAGAAACGAGCAGAGACGUGAAAGAACCAUGGUUUGUUCUGGAAGGGUUAAUAUAAUCCUGUAUGUCUGGAGAAUGUCAAGCAUGAAGCAGUUCUCCUCUGAAAAAUGAAAUAAAAAUAAUUCACACAGAAACAGAUGUAAGAUUUAAGGACUUGGUUUAUAAAAAGUCUACAAAACGUACAGAGUGCAGAAUAAUAAAGUUUAUUUCAACUUUCAA
Nematolebias whitei (Rio pearlfish) is the source of this 937-nucleotide messenger RNA. It is a transcript of the gene dhrs7cb, whose product is annotated as dehydrogenase/reductase (SDR family) member 7Cb. Gene Ontology annotation, biological process: regulation of release of sequestered calcium ion into cytosol by sarcoplasmic reticulum. The transcript has 5 exons. The coding region runs from base 1 to 708 and encodes 235 amino acids. The record is from RefSeq and is a predicted model, not a curated record. Gene Ontology annotation, cellular component: sarcoplasmic reticulum membrane. Gene Ontology annotation, molecular function: all-trans-retinol dehydrogenase (NAD+) activity. Lineage: Eukaryota; Metazoa; Chordata; Actinopteri; Cyprinodontiformes; Rivulidae.